AUCACUGAGAGUGACCCACAGAUACCGAGGGGUUUGAUGGCAGUCGUGGGGCUGUCGAGGGCUGAGGCGCUCAAUGUCUGUCCGAAAGGAGUAUUCGUUGUCUGUAAUAACGCUAAGGAGUCUGUAGUCAUAUCAGGUCCGAUAAAUGAAAUGAAGGAAACAAUUGAUUUUUUGAAUAAAAAGGGAGUUUUUGUGCGACAGUUAGAGAGCAGUGAUAUUCCAUACCAUAGCCAAUACCUGCGCUCAUCGGCACAGCCUAUGGUCGACGCCAUCAAGAAAUACAUCCAAAACCCAAAGCUCAGGUCAAAGAAAUGGUUCUCCACUUCUGUAAUGGUGUCGGAGCCCGAAGACGUGCUCUUGCGAUACGCGUCGGCCGAGUAUUUCGUGCACAACCUAAUGCACCCUGUUCAAUUUUACGACCGACUUAAACACAUACCCACCGGUGCUGUCGUACUGGAGCUGAGCCCGCACUCAGUCUUUAGCAAAAUAAUGGCCGAAUCGGUGGACAAUUGUCAAUAUAUUUCGUUGUUAUCCAAAGACUCGAACCAUAAAAAUGUGGAUCAGUUUCUGUCGGGAAUCUCCAAACUCUACGAAUUGGGUUUCAACCCAUCGGUGGAGCGCCUGUACCCACCCAUACAAUGGCCGGUCCCUCGAAGCACACCAUCGAUCAGUUCGCUCUUGAAGUGGGAUCACAGCCGAGACCUAUCGCUUUAUACAGCAAAAUAUCCCGAAAAUAUGUUGCGAUAUGUUUGCGGAGAUAUGAAUGUUGUGGUGAACAUCGGGGCCAAGAAAGACGACUACCUGUGCGAUCACGUGGUCGACGGCAAUAACCUGUUUCCAGCGACCGGUUAUCUGAUGCUCGCGUGGCGUCAAAUGGCCGCCUCUUAUGGCCAGACAUGGGAUAAAGUUCCGGCGGUUUUCGAAAAAUGCCAGUUCUUGAGGGCAACGCUUCUUUCGGCGGACGCCCCGACACGACUGACCGUAAAAUACUUUCAACACUCGGGUGAAUUUAUAAUUAAUGAAUGCAAUAUACUUUGCGCCGUCGGUACUGUCCGUCGGGGCGCCGACGAUAUGAUGACCGAACAGCACCUCAUCAGUGAUGGACAGCCAGUGGUGUCGGAGUGUGAGUACCGGUUGGACAGGGAGUCCGUUAGGAAAGAGAUGCAUAUCCGGGGCUAUGAGUACUCCAAAGGGUUUCAAAGUUUGCUUAACAUCCGGACCGCAGACUUCAGUCGCGCGAACGCAGACAUCGAGUGGACGGGAAAUAUGUUAAAGUCCAUUAGGAAAGAGAUGCAUAUCCGGGGCUAUGAGUACUCUAAAGGGUUUCAAAGUUUGCUUAACAUCCGGACCGCAGACUUUAGUCACGCGAACGCAGACAUCGAGUGGACGGGAAAUAUGGUUACAUUUCUGGACGGUUUGCUACAACUGGCCGUCAAUACAGUUAAUCCCUUCCGGAAACUCGUGGUUCCGGUGAUGAUCGACGCCAUACGUGUCGACCCGAACACACUCUUCGAGGCGGCGAAAAGGAAUCGAUUGGCCGCUGAAGUGGUGGACGACAAUGAAGUCGACGGCACUAAUACGUCGGUUGCGGACACAUGUUUCACCGAUUAUGAACCAAACAGUGCGUCCGAACGGAUCGCUCACUUCGGCUCCCGAUUGCCGGUAGUGUUUGACUCGAGUGUGAAUUGUGUGCUCACAUACGGCGCUGAAGUGUAUAAUAUGGUCACCGCUCCCAUCAAUAGGAAAUCAGAUCCCAAUAUGGUUUUAGAAAGACAUGAGUUCAUCGCCAACGACGACAAUAUGGCCAUCGAUGACAGCCAUAGGAAACUACUUAUUGAUAAUAUUGAAGUUUACUUGAUGCAAGACUUGUCGGACGCCAUCGAAAGCAAUGGAUUUCUAUUAACAGUAUUUCGAUAUAAAGUGACGGAACCGGAGAUCGCAUUGAAUUCAUUGUUUGGGAAUUCAGUCACGGAUUCAGAUCUCGAGAAACGGAUCAAUGAUUUCAUAAUUUAUGGCAAUGAAAUGGGAUUAAGAGUGAUAUGCAGUAAAUGCGAUACAAUUGGUUCAAAGGCUGUGCUCUUCAGGAAAGUCUCGGAACCGAUACUUCCGGACAAACAAACUGUUAUCCAAUUUAACGGCAAAUGCGAGCAAUGGAAAGUCUCGGAACCGAUACUUCCGGACAAACAAACUGUUAUCCAAUUUAACGGCAAAUGCGAGCAAUGGUUCCUAAUAUUGAAGGACAGACUACUGAUGGCCAGUGAAUUGGGUGCCGACAGUCCCCGGGUUUGGCUCAUUGCCAACGACUCGUGUAUUAACGGAGUAAUGGGUUUAGCAAAGAGUCUACGACUGGAACCGGGAGGCGAACACUUCAGAUAUAUUUUCAUUUACGACAAAAAUAAUACAAAUACAGACAUAGACUUCAAUACAAAGCCAUUCAGCGAUAUAUUGGCCAACGAUUUAGUGUCAAAUGUGAUCAGAGAUGGAAGACUCGGUUCCUAUCGAUACCAGAGUUUUGGCAAAAAUUUUGAUAAAAUCCAAUCAAAUGAGUAUUACUUGGGUUUAGGAAAGAGUCGGGACUUGUCGUCACUCGAGUGGACGGACGCCACCUCUGCUCCCAUUACUGACACCUAUUAUGACGUGAAGAACAAAUUGAGACAAUCGGUCAAAAUCGAGAUCUACUGCUCGGCCAUAAUCUUUCGGGACGUACUCAUAGCCACCGGUAAAAUACCGGCGCUUUCAGACCUGUUUGUGCAACAAAUUGGUCACGAGUUUGCCGGCCGUCGGGCCGAUACCGGGGAACGGAUUAUAGGUAUUAAUUACGGCAAGUGUGUGGCCACCAGUACUCGUGUAAAUCCGUAUUUGUUCACAACAAUACCCGACAACUGGUCUAUGGAAGACGCGGUCACUAUUUUAAGCCCGUAUUUUACAGUAUGGUAUGGACUGAUAGAGAGGGCACACAUCAGACAAGGUGAGAGUGUAUUAAUCCAUUCGGCGGCGGGAGGUGUGGGUCAGGCGGCCAUUAAUGUGUGCCAACACUUGGGGUGCGAUAUAUACGCGACGGUCGGCACCGAAGAGAAGAAACAGUUUCUCAUAAAUACAUACAAAAUACCGGAGAAUAAGAUAUUCUCGUCGAGAAGUACGCAAUUCAAAAGUCAAGUCAUGCGAUCGACUGCCGGAAUGGGAGUAGAUUUGGUGCUCAACUCUUUGGCCGGCGAUAAGUUGGACGCGAGCUAUGAGUGUGUGGGCACAGGCGGACGGUUUGUGGAGUUGGGAAAAAUGGAUUUCUUUCAGAAUCGAAAGAUCCCGUCGUAUAACUUAUUGAGGGAUUUGUGUAUUAUUACCGUCUCUUUAGACGAGAGUGUAUUAGACCGACAGUAUAUUUGGGACGCGUUUUACACUUGGGUUCACCAGAACUGCAGCAAUGGUUGCGUAAAACCGUUGAAUCGGACGAUAUUUCCGGCCGCAGACGCGGAGAAAGCCUUCCGAUACAUGACUACCGGUAAACAUAUCGGGAAAAUAGUUAUACGUAUUCGUGAAGAGGAGGCGAACCGAAAGCCGUGGAAAUUCAUAAAACCGGCCAAUAAUUUGACUGUCAGUACAAAGACUCACUUCAAUCCCAAUAAGACUUAUAUAAUAACCGGAGGUUUGGGUGGCUUUGGGUUAGAGUUGUGUCAAUGGAUGGUAAUGGUUUCGACGGCCAAUUGCUUCACUAUUGAGGGCACAAAACAACUGUUAGAUGAGUGCCAAGGGUUGGGCGCACCCAUCGGUGGUGUCUUUCAUUUGGCCCUCGAGUUAAACAAUUGUCUCUUCAGUGAAGUGUCUUUCGAGACAUUCAUGAAAACCGUUGACAUAAAGGAGAAGAUAUUCAAGAAACCCUCGAGUUAA
This is a messenger RNA of Medioppia subpectinata, 3885 nucleotides long. NCBI's taxonomy places the organism in Eukaryota, Metazoa, Arthropoda, Arachnida, Sarcoptiformes, Oppiidae. The record is from the annotation of a GenBank genome assembly.